This is a messenger RNA of Mesorhabditis belari, 636 nucleotides long. NCBI's taxonomy places the organism in Eukaryota, Metazoa, Nematoda, Chromadorea, Rhabditida, Rhabditidae. The record is from the annotation of a GenBank genome assembly.
AUGGCUGAAAAGGGAUCUGACGAUAUAGAAUGGGAUGGAUUCAAGGGAAAACGUAUUGAUGUGAGGAGAGGAAACUUUAUCACUCAAUUGGGUGGGCAAGGUUGGGGGAAAUUUCCGGAUGCGAAGUCUCGGAUGAUCAAAGGAGAGGUAGCUCUAGAACUAGUUACACGAUGGAGUGACUCUAUGCAGUUUUUGAAUGGUUCAACUCCACACCGCUCUCGAACCGUACGAUUAGCCACAAGAAAUCGCUUCGCCGCCACGGAGAAUGUGACAAACUUUCCAGUUACUCGAGAAGCGAACGCUCACCGGACUCAUCAAAACGCUUGUCAUUCUAAAGUCCAAGUUGUACCCACCGUGGCACCCACUUGUGUCGACGCAAUUAAUCCAAUGACCGGGGUUUCUGACUGCUCGGCUAGACGAUCACUAUGCAACGAUCCGCGUUACUACACCGUGAUGACAGAACAAUGUCCGCGAACUUGUAACCGAUGCACGAUAUCAAUUUGUCUCGAUUUGAUGCCCGAAUGCAAAUUCCGUGCCGCCUGUGGCUACUGUAUCACCUAUCGUGAUAUGAUGUACUUGAAUUGCCCGGAAAAGGAUUUGUACGACGGUUCAUCAAAAGAUAUUCAACCACGUGAC